AAACCAAAAAAUGAUGUGACCAAAUCACCCUUUUGACCCGAUUUGUUAAGUGUGUCCAACACCACGGACCUUUAAUAAACGGGUUAUCGGGUACCCGCAGCCACCGUCCUCUCAGUUUCGUCCGUUUUUGUUUGCCUCAGCCUCAGUUUCGUUAGAGCCGUCCAUUCUCUGAUUCCGAGUCUUUGAGCAGCUCAACGCAGCCCACCGCGGAUUGACGAAGAGUGGGUUGUGCGCAUCUGAUUUUGCUGCUUCUUAUCAAUUCACUGGUUCCUUCUUCUUCUGGAUCUUUUAGUUUGUAGCUUUAGAUAUGGAUGACAUUGAUCAUUAUAAGAUUCUCGGUUUGCCUUCCGGUGAAGAAGGUGCUAAGCUUACAGAAAAGGAGAUUUCAAAGGCAUACAGAGCAAAGGCUCUUGAGUUGCACCCCGAUAAGAGGCUGGAUGAUCCCGAUGCCCAUGCCAACUUCCAAAUUCUCAAGUCAUCCUAUGAGAUACUUAAGGAUGAGAAGGCCAGGAAGCUGUUUGAUGAUUUACUGAGAGUUAAGAGAGAGCAUCAGCGGCGCCAUUUGGAGCGCGAUUCCAAGCGACAGAAGAUGGUCUCUGAUCUUGAAGCGAGAGAACGAGCUGGCUUUGCUCCAGAUGCAGCUGCCAAAGAUAGAGAUGAAGAGGAGAGAAUUGCUAGGAAGCUUAAGGAAGAGAUUGCGAGAAUACGUGCCAUGCAUGCGAAUAAAGGGGCGGCAACUGCUUCAGUUCCAAAAAGUGAAAGUAGGGGAGUUGGGAAGGAGAGCGUGGGUGGUGCUAAGCCAGGAUUGGAUAAGGAGAAGGUGCUUAAAGUUUCUUGGGAAAAGGUUGGUGAAGGUUAUACAGCCCAGAGGUUGAGAGACUUGUUCUCCAAGUUUGGUGAGGUUGAAGAUGUUGUUAUCAAAGAUGCUAAGAAGAGAGGUUCGGCCCUAGUCGUAAUGACAACUAAAGAUGCGGCUGUUGCAGCAACACAAAUUGUGAUGGGCGACCUUUCUAAUCCAUUGCUAGUUUUACCUCUUCAACCAGUUGCAGUGACUGAUGCUCCACCAGUUCAGAAGUCUGAUGAACCUGAUCGACUUAACAAUUUGAUUGGGGCGAGCUAUCAAACUUUUGAGGAUUCUGUUUUGCAGAAACUCCAAAAGGCUGCGCAGAAGCAAAAAUAAUAUUCUAGAAGCAUGAAAGGAUGAUGAUCCCAAAAGCACUACAAGAUUCACGAACUGAAUUCCCAUGUACAGGAGCAUAUGCUUUUGCCAAGCCAACGGUAACACAGACCACGUGGCAAGAGAAGUUUAUAAAUACCGAUGUGAUUGGAGCAAAGGGAACUGGUGAGAAGUCUCUCAAGUAUCAAGAUUGUGCAUGAGAAGUGCUUUUAACCAGAGAUGUUAUAAACAUGAAUUAGUUACUGAGAGAUCAAGACUGGCAUUGAUGUAUGCUAACAGUUUACCAUUCUCAAGGUUAGGACAGAAUUAUUUCUGUUGGCCAUUUUGAAUUUGGUGUAUUGGUUAUAUCCACGGUUGCAUCCUGUGCUAUUUCACAAAUCAUUGUACACUCCAUAUUGUAUCAAGUUAAUGAUUCACUUGGGUUUUCAUUUA
Messenger RNA from Prunus mume (Japanese apricot), 1609 nucleotides. RefSeq names its product DNAJ heat shock N-terminal domain-containing protein. Gene Ontology annotation, molecular function: RNA binding. The record is from RefSeq and is a predicted model, not a curated record. NCBI's taxonomy places the organism in Eukaryota, Viridiplantae, Streptophyta, Magnoliopsida, Rosales, Rosaceae.